CCUAUCUCCUUUCUCCUUUUCUUUUUUUUGGCAUCUUUACUCUAAUUUUUUUACCGUUAUAAACUUUUUCUCAGCAGUGAUGGUUGACACUACAUUUCCUGACUCUGCUGGUAUUAAGCGAUCGCGAAAACCAAAGCCCUUGUUUAACAUAUUUCGAAAAAAUAAGCAACAGAACGUGCCUUUGCAUAUAGAUCCUCUUGGUUCCGGUGUCACGAUACCACUCGAGUCUACACUUGUUGCCUCAGCACCUUCUGCCCAUCAUGCUUCUCGAAUAAUGCCACCUCUAGAAAUUCAUACGAAAAUAGAGAAUGGAUCGAAUUCACAACCUACUAAAGUACGCCGAAGACAUCGUUCAAAAUCCGUCGAUCCUUCCAUUUGCAAAGAAAUACCGAAUCCUAACAGCCUCACGGCAAGAGAAGAAUCAUUCAACAAGCUGUGUGGUCGCGCACCUACUACAUCACUAUCAGCAGAGGACUCCAUUCUGCUUUCCCCAGUUCGUGCAUUUCAUCGUCCACCUGUACCCCCAAUCCCUUCCCAGUAUCAUCAUCACAACUCACCGGAUGGUUCUUCCCCAGUUUUUCCCGAAUCAAACGGUAGUAUAGGCAAUUCUUAUCAAGGAAUUCGAAAUUUGCGCAAAUUCUCUUCCGCGCACGAUCUACGAAAAGCCGCAAAAUUAGAACAAGAGAAUAUACAUGCUACUGCAAGGCAUAUGCCUAUGCCUAUGCCAAAAACGGAUCUGUCUCGGUCACGCUCCGUCAACGUACCAAAGCACAUUCACCCAUCACGAUCGCAGACUCGUUCACCUGCACCUCCUGUACCUCAUCAUCGAAUGGAAUAUUCACCCGUAUCACAGUCUGCAAACGUAAAAGGCCGUUCCCGCUCAAAAUCGUUUGGUGUAUCGCGCGACGCAACCUCCUUUCGCCACAACGUCAGCCCCCCACUACCUACACAGAAUAUAUAUCCGCACAACAAUAUUGAUGACGACGACGUACCUUUAGCGGCAGCAGUCAUGAUACCUUCGGACAUACAGAUGACGUCCCCCAAACGCACCCCUCUCCAUCUGGUGCAGCCUUCUUCUUUAUUAAUUGACGAACAAGAAGAAGAUGAUAAGGAUUUAGUACCAAUAGCUAUGCUAAAAACGGCUGAUCCAAGCAAACAGAUACAGACCGCGGUGGACGAAUAUCUGACUGCAGCAGAUAAAUAUAAAGAGAAAGUCAAAGAACGCUUGCAUCUCACCUCUGAAAAUGGAACAGAGAAUAACAUUGACGACGAUGACAUACCAAUAUCAUCGCUUCCUUUUAUCCGGCAAAUGACUGGCUUUGACUGCGAAGAGACAUGUCUGAAACAAUAAUCACUUGGUCGAUACAAUUGCGUCUCACAAGCAUUAGGCAAUGAAUUCCUGUUAAUCAUGCUUUAUUUAAUUUGAUCCUAGCAAUAAAAGCUAUGAUCAGUGAUCCAUUCAGAACAAUUACACUGCAUAUAUAGAUUCUUUGCAUGUUUAUCAAUAAAUAUUAAACCGAUUGUUG
Molecule: messenger RNA, 1526 nt
Organism: Radiomyces spectabilis
Lineage: Eukaryota; Fungi; Mucoromycota; Mucoromycetes; Mucorales; Radiomycetaceae
Exons: 1
Coding region: 80-1351 (423 amino acids)
Source: RefSeq, a predicted model, not a curated record